UAUUUUUUGAAACAUUGGUCAUUUUGAGCGGCUCUUUAAUUUGAAUCUUUCGUUUUUGUGUUACAGAAUCAUCGGAGCUACGUGCCUGACUAACUCCGCCCGUUGCGCAUCUGGUCGAGCGCGGAAGAAGGCUAUUUAAAAAGGAUUAAAGAUCAACGCGGGGUUAAUGGAAAAAUCCUAACGAUCUCUCUCAUUCUCCUCCUCCGACGAAAGUGUAACAGCACAGAGAUUCGCUAGGCUAAAGAGACUAGAUGGUAGUACGACUACGGGAAUCGGCGGAGGCACACUCUUCGACUCGAGCACACAAUCCACGCUCCCGAUGGACUUUCUCGGGGUCACGGAGUUGAACCGAGUGGUGUAUCUAAAAUCGCGGUGCACCUAAGAAUGUCGGCAAAAGGUGGAAGGAGCUGUUGUGUAGAGGGAAACGACCUUGAUAAGAACAGCUAGUACUUUGUUGGUCUCUCGUCGCCGAAGUGCAUCCUUGUUGCGUGGAAUGAAACUUUAAAAUAAACCGCGGAGCAGUUUAGACGAAAUUCCAGAAUUCCAAAGAGCGUUUUCGGAACAAACUACGUGUUUACGAUCGAGCGAGGAACGCGAAUAAUCGAGUGACGCGAUAACAAAGGGGUUUUCCGGGAGCUCAAGAAUUUUUACAUGCGAUUUAUUCGUAAAACAACACCGUAUAAUAACAUAAGCCGCAUCAAAUCCCGUAAACGUGUGACGGAAACUUAUUUUUCGAAGCGACUCAUCAAUUUCUAAGUCGCAGCGAGGCGGCGUGUACAUACGCGGUGAAACAGAAAAACUAGCUACAUUAUUGAAUCCCGGAUUCAAUACAAAGCCCACGCGACUCGACGCGAGAAAAACGUCCUUUUAUUUGUGCCGGGAGUGGCCGUCCGGUGACCUUAUUCGAAUAACUAUGAUCAGUUCGUGUUUUCGGUCUACAUCAUCUCACCGGGAAGACACUGUUGGCAAAGAGACUACGUUGUGGGUGUGUUAAUUGUUUCAUCGGCGAUCGAGACUGUCGGCACGCGACGGUGAUAAUAGUGCUGGUAAUUCGCAGUCACUCAAAUUGCACGGGUUACAUCAUAAAGCGCGCGCGCGCGAAUCCGGUUAAUCAACAGCCACGGCGCCGGCGAAAACGGAGGAGCUGUGUAAUCGGAUGCCUGUUGCUGUUGUUGCUGCUACUGUUGCUGUUGUUGCAGUUUCCCCAAUGCGGCGACACGUGCGGAGCAGUGCUAUUACGCCGGAUGUCUCGAGAAUGAUUCGCAGGUGACACAAAGGGUCGAGCCCGAUCUGCUCGGUGAAAACAUCUCGAUGUGCCGUGAAAGGUUCGAUGUCGCACGUAGCCGCGAUCCGCCACGGGUGAUUCGAUCGUCUCGUCGGUGCGAAAAGAUUUUGCGCGUUCUCCUGCUGUUCGUAACGCUGCUCAGCUACGACGUCCGAGGUAACGGUACACCAGAUGUUUAUAAGAUACUUGGAGGUGCCAGAACGCGCCAGGCGGACUACCAUUAUCCGUAUAUGAAUAACGAUAUAAAUGAAAAUCAAGAGGAUCUCUACGUCGGUCACGGCGGCGACCCGUGGAGCGCUUCCUCGGCGCGUAUUUACAAGGAUGUCCAUGUGCGCGUCAUAUCCUCCAACAACGCGACGGCAAACAACACGAAGCCUCAAUCCACAAUGAGUGAAAGAGCGACCACGGGCCAUACGAGAAUCAAAAGAGGAGUGAUACACCUUUACAACAUGGUAGUGUGCGCCACGGGAUGUAAUCCUCUAGCUUACAAGGGAUACGGUUGCUACUGCGGAUUCUUAGGAUCCGGUUACGUCAUCGACGGUAUCGACCAGUGUUGCAAGAUGCACGACUGGUGCUACGACGCUACGGAAUGUCUCAUGUUCUCAGAAUACUUUGUACCAUAUUACUGGAGAUGUUAUCACGGUUACAAACCCGUUUGCGCGAUUGAGCAUGGCAGCUGGGGAGGAUCGGGAUCUUGCGCUCAACGUUUGUGCGAAUGCGAUCGUUCGUUAGCCGAGUGUUUGAGAAGAUAUCCUUGCCCUACCACCAAAGCAGUUUGUACCUCGUCACCAUGGAGACUCGUGCAGAAUCUCUUCAUGAUUAUAUAAAUCGUGUACUUGAAAAAAUAACAUAGGCCGCGUUUUAAAACGUGAGAACGUCGUUUUUUAUUUUGUAACAUUUGACUUUUGAGAUAAAAUAUUUCAUAUCUAA
This is a messenger RNA of Temnothorax curvispinosus, 2215 nucleotides long. RefSeq lists its product as uncharacterized. The record is from RefSeq and is a predicted model, not a curated record. The coding region runs from base 1312 to 2112 and encodes 266 amino acids. Gene Ontology annotation, biological process: lipid catabolic process; phospholipid metabolic process; arachidonate secretion. The transcript is spliced from 6 exons. Gene Ontology annotation, molecular function: calcium ion binding; A2-type glycerophospholipase activity. NCBI's taxonomy places the organism in Eukaryota, Metazoa, Arthropoda, Insecta, Hymenoptera, Formicidae.